Knipowitschia caucasica is the source of this 279-nucleotide messenger RNA. NCBI's taxonomy places the organism in Eukaryota, Metazoa, Chordata, Actinopteri, Gobiiformes, Gobiidae. The record is from the annotation of a GenBank genome assembly.
AUGAUCGCUGGACUGGUGCGCUCCGCAGUGCCAAGUGCCCGACUCAACACCAGUAAAGUUGCAAUAGAAGUCAUCAGUCAACUCUUUAAAGCUUCCAGAGAUUUCAAGGCAUUCUUGCCGUUCUCGCACUGCGGCCACGUCCUCGUAUUGUUGCGUCCUUUGAUCUGGUGCCCAACGAGUGUUCCCCGGGACUACGAUGAGUGUCUUCGUCGCCUCAUCGCUCGACGUCAGCUGGCUCCUAUCGCUCCAGCUUGGCCGCAGCCAGUGAUCGGAUACUGA